Messenger RNA from Amphibalanus amphitrite, 1341 nucleotides. RefSeq names its product myosin regulatory light chain 2-like. Lineage: Eukaryota; Metazoa; Arthropoda; Thecostraca; Balanomorpha; Balanidae. Gene Ontology annotation, biological process: post-embryonic development; locomotion. The record is from RefSeq and is a predicted model, not a curated record. The coding region runs from base 255 to 893 and encodes 212 amino acids. The transcript is spliced from 4 exons. Gene Ontology annotation, cellular component: cytoplasm; myosin II complex. Gene Ontology annotation, molecular function: calcium ion binding; myosin heavy chain binding.
CGGCCGGUGAAGGCGAUCUUCCAAACGGGCGACACACCGACGAUCGCGCAGGGAUGGUAUGAUACCAGUGACGUCGGUGGUCCGUAUUUGGCCGCUGGAUCGUCGCCGACGCGCCAUUGGCGGCCCGUCGCGGCCGACGCGCCGGCGCGCGCGCCGGAGCCGAGCUGCUGGAGCGGCGCGCGACGACCGCCAGUGGGCCUGGCAGUGUCCGCCGAUCCAGACCUUGCUGCCCGGCGCGCUCAUUGCUGAACACCAUGGCUGACGAGAAGGAGAAGAAGAAGAAGAAGAAGAAGAAGGAGACUGAGGAGGCUCCGGCCCCGGAGCCCGCUCCCGCACCGGCCCCCGAGCCGGCCAAGCCCGCCGCCAAGCCCGCUUCCAGCAAACGCAGCAGCUCGAAGCGGUCAAGCAAGAAGAAGGGCAGCAGCGUCUUCUCCUGCUUCUCCCAGCAGCAGGUCAAUGAGUUCAAGGAGGGCUUCCAGCUGAUGGACGCCGACAAGGACGGCAUCCUCAGCCACUCGGACAUCCGCAGCGCCUUCGACAUCAUCGGCCGCAUCGCCUCCGAGAAGGAGAUCGAGGAGAUGCUGGCCGACGCGCCGGGCCCCAUCAACUUCACCAUGCUGCUCUCCAUGUUCGCCAGCCGCCAGUCGGGAGAGGCCGACGACGACGACGUCAUCGUCAAGGCCUUCCAGGCGUUCGACGAGGGCGACGGCACCAUCAACAGCGACACGUUCCGCCACUCGCUGAUGACCUGGGGCGAGAAGUUCACCGCCAAGGAGGUGGACGAGGCGUUCGAGCAGUUCGACAUCGACGACGACGGCAAGAUCGACCUGGCCGGCGCGCUGGAGCUGCUCGUCGGCGGCAAGAAGGAGGAGGAGGGCGAGGCGGCGGCCUAAGCACGACCUGGGCGAGCUACAUUUUUAUUCGCCCGGUCGCCACCUGGGCCUCCUCAUGCCUCACUCAUCACAAAACCUGAACAUCUUCACCCUCGGAACCACCGGUCGCCCGAGCCAAUCAGCGACCAGUCUCUGCCGCGGGAGCCAAUCAGCGGCGAGCAGCCCUUGCACGGCAGCUACAUCGGAAUGCUAGUGAACACCGCCUGUCUGGAACGUCGAUUCACAGUGUAUCUAAAGCUGUCCUACCGGAUCGACAGGAAUGGGCCCGGUUACACUCUCGGCGGGAACCUGUCUCGAUGUUGAUGAUUGUCUGUAUGAAAUGUUGAUGCCUUUGUUAAUUUUUUGGACAUUAUGCUGUGGAUCGGGCACAGAGCCUUGAAUCGGUGCUCAAGACUCCGUGUCUUAUUGAAUGUGUAAUACGGGCCUAUUGUAUAAAUUCGAAAAUACC